Molecule: messenger RNA, 1090 nt
Organism: Mauremys reevesii (Reeves's turtle)
Lineage: Eukaryota; Metazoa; Chordata; Testudines; Geoemydidae
Product: phospholipase A2 inhibitor and Ly6/PLAUR domain-containing protein-like
Exons: 6
Coding region: 25-918 (297 amino acids)
Source: RefSeq, a predicted model, not a curated record
UUAAUCAGACUGUGUCAUUGGACUAUGUACAGAGGAAGGGGCCGUGCUCGACAGGUCAGUUCACCUCUUCGAUAUUACAGAGAACUUGGAGGUGAACGGAACCGUGGUGCGGCUGAAGCGCUCACCGUGUCAGGCGUGAGAAGUUCCAUUCAGCUCCGAGCCCGGCCCUGUGCGCCUCCCAGCACCAGGAUGGUUUCCUUCAUCCUCUGCCUGCUCCCUGCUCUCCUAGCUACAACGAGUGCACAAGGUGACACCUUGAAAUGUAGCGAGUGCGCCAUCGCAGGAGACACCUGCCAGAAUGUGGAACUGCCUUGCACAGUACCAAAGGCUACAGGCGGCUGCAUUACGGUGGCAGAAGAAAAUACACUGGUUACAACAGAUGGAUCAAAGUUCACGGGCUUCUCCAGACGCUGUCUGAGUGACUAUACUAGUGGCAUAAAAGACCUCAUCACUCUCACUGCUGGGAAGGACAAGUAUCUGAGGAUCAGCACCACACGAUGCAACAACGCAGAUAACUGUAACUCGGGCACACUGGCAGCACCCAAGGGGAGCACCACCGCGAAUGGGCUCCAGUGCCCAACCUGCUUCGCUCUGAACUCUGAUCCCUGCCACAGCCAAAUCACCCCUUGUACCGGGAACGAGACCUAUUGCGUCGAUUUCGCUGGGUACCUAGUGAAUGGUACAGUUCCUUCAGAUCAAGCAACAUUUGUUGCAAAAGGCUGCGCUACUGCAUCUGCACAAAACAUUAAAAGUUUAACCACCCGGAUUUCUACCAUCUACACGUACGUGUUCACCCAGGCGACCUCCAAACCUGCGGAGAAAGCCACCAGUGGGGCCAGCCCGGCUCUGGGGAGAUUCUCCUUCACCCUCUACCUGCCUGGCCUGACUGGGCUGCUGCUGGUGAAGCUGCUCUCCUGACCCUCGCCCGGCCCGGCACACGCAGCACCUGGUGCCUGUGAAUAAAGGCCUGAAGUCCCAGCUGCACCCCCUCUGAGGCCCCUCCGCGCUGCCGGGCGAUGCAAAGGGGCCGCUGCAUAGCCAAGGGUCUGCCCAGCGUAUGGGUGUGUCUGUCCCGGUGCCUCACGGCUGG